Molecule: messenger RNA, 474 nt
Organism: Capronia epimyces CBS 606.96
Lineage: Eukaryota; Fungi; Ascomycota; Eurotiomycetes; Chaetothyriales; Herpotrichiellaceae
Exons: 2
Coding region: 1-474 (157 amino acids)
Source: RefSeq, a predicted model, not a curated record
AUGCCUGUGGUUUUGACACUGUUCCACGCCAUCCAGGGCGCUGCUAGCGUCUACGCCGGAUUGCUCUCCGCCAUGGCCAUCUACAACCUUCAACAACGUGAAGAGCAAGCCGAGCAUGCGGCUCAGUAUUCUAAUACAGCUGCAUCUCAACUCCAUAAGACGAGGACUACUCAAACUAGUGGAGCUGUGGCAGCAAUAUCCUCCGUGAUCUCGUCCGUGACACUUGCUGUCAUCUCAUCCUCCGACGGUCGAAGCCCGGUCCCAUUCCUCCUCAGCGCAGUGAACGCAGUCGGCCUGGGACUUGCCUACAGACAUCUCCAGAAUUUCUGGCGCGGCAAAGCCAAGGUCCCGUUCCUCUCAGAUUACAAUGAUGGCAUCCGUGCCUCAAAUCAGCUGCAACAGGCAUUGGGAGCUUUGGCAGUCAGCUGGGCGAUUUCAAGCGUAGUCCAUCUCUGGCGGACGACCAGUAGCUGA